Molecule: messenger RNA, 1824 nt
Organism: Tetrahymena thermophila SB210
Lineage: Eukaryota; Ciliophora; Oligohymenophorea; Hymenostomatida; Tetrahymenidae
Product: transmembrane protein, putative
Exons: 2
Source: RefSeq, a predicted model, not a curated record
AUGGGCCAUCUAAUCAAAAUUGUUUGUCCUGUAAGCUAUCCUCCUAUCUUUAUCAAGAUAAGUAAAUAAAAUUGCCAAUAAUUUAUGUUUAUCAAACAUUUAUUAAUUUUAAUAUAUUAUUACUACCUGUUUAAGUUAUUGCGAUAUUUAAAACGUUUUUAUUUAAAUUAUUUAAAAAGAAUUUAGUAAAAUGAGGCUGGUUCUUGUUUAUCUUGUGAUUAAUCAUGUCUUAAAUGUUAAGGUCCUUCAAAUAAAGAUUGUAUAGCUUGCACAAAAAAUUAUAUUUUAUUAACAACUCUUAGAAAGUGUGCUUUAUGUGAAGAAGGAUAUUUCUUCAAUCAAAGCAGUUGCGAUUAGUGUGAUCAAACAUGUUUGACAUGUACAGGUAAGAAUAAAUAAGAUUGUAUAGACUGUAGACCAGGUUUAAUUUUAAGCAGUGUGUCAAAAACUUGCGUGGAAAGUAGUUAAGUAUAAAAUGAAUAAAAGAAAAUAAAAUAAAGCUAAGAAACAGGUUGCUAUGACUAAAAAUAGUAGUAAGUUGUAAGUACUUGCUUAGAUUAAAAUGAAAAUAGUUAAUCAAAUACUAAAAUUCUUGAAACCUUAUUUAUAGUAAAUCUAUCUCUUAUUGCAGUUUCAUCCAUUUUCGCACCUUUAGGAUCAAGUCUAGGUUGGAUUUUUAUUCAAAAUUAAUAACUUUUGGGUAAUUACAUAUUUGCUUAUAAGCUGGUACCACUAUGGAUGAAUCAACUAGAAAUGAAAUCAAGCUACGCUCACCACUUUUUUACAAUGAUUAGCAAUAUUGUUAUUGUUAAAACUAAUAAUGAAGCAAUACUAUUUUAAUUUAAAUAAUUUGACACUCUCUUUACAAUCAACGAUUUUUGGAAUAGUUUUUUAAAUAACUGUUUUGUUGCCUUAAUUGUUUUUGGGUUUUGCUUAGGAAUUCUUAUUAUCUUUUUCUGUUUAAAUUUAAGAGAAAUCUAAGAAGACUAAAAUAAUAGCUUAAUAAAAAAAAUAUAUCUUUAUAUCAAGUGGAAUAUGUUUGUUAACAUUUACAGGCUCAUAUCAAGCUUUCUGAUUUUUAAUUUAGUAUUUAUUUUUUUCUGGAAAAAAGAUUUUGGCAUGUCAGACUUGAUCAGCAUAUUAGUAUUUUCUAUCUUCUAUUUGAUUUUAUAUUUAUAUUGGAAUACAAUAAUUGGAUGUAAAUACUAAUCUAUACCUUACAAGGAUAUUGCUUAAUUUAGCAACUUAGUAUAAAAUAUUGAGAUUUCUAAUACUUCUUAAAGAAUAUUUUGGUUGCUAUUUGAAUGGAAAAAAGUAAUAAUUACAGUCAUAUAAGCGAUAUUUAUCUUUGAUUAAGAGAAGCUUUAGAUAAGUUGCUGGAUACAUAUAGGAUUAAAUUCAUUAUUUAUAAUUUACAUUUUCAUAUAAAACCCUUUUAUAGAGAGAACAGCGAAUUCAAUUAUUAUAGUGUAAGAACUUAUAUAUCUUACAGCAAUUGUGUUUCUUGGAGUUAUCUUUAGUUAAGAUAUUGAGAUUAAUCCAUACAAUAUAUCUGAAUUAAAUUCAAAUAUGCGAAAUGCAUAUAGAAUUGCAAUGUAUGUAUAUCUAGGAUUAUCUAUUAUUGUACUAGCAUUUAUUUUAAUGCAAAAGGUUUGGAACUACUUUAAAAUACUAAGAAAAACUAAUGAUAUGAAUAAAAGUUAAACCACCACUGGCAACAUGAAUAUGGUUGAGUAAAUGACUGAUUCUAACAUAGAAAAAUUAUUUGAAAUGCUAAACUAAUCAAAAAGCAAGAAUCAAUUUCACUGGAAAAACCAAAAUUGA